AUGACGCAGAACCUUGUGCUUCGAUUAAAUAAACCCCUGUUUUAUAACGCAAAAGGAUUUAAUAGGAUCCUCAAUUUGGAAUGUAAACAGUGCAUGAAAUGUCAUUCCACAUUUAAAAGACUAUUCACUAUAGAGACAAUAAAGGUACCAAGACUAGGAGAUUCCAUCACAGAAGGUACCAUAAGCGAAUGGAAAAAGAAAGUUGGUGAUUAUGUUAAGCUAGAUGAAACCAUAACAAUUAUUGACACAGAUAAAGUAAGCGUCGAUAUAAACUCCAAAGCAAGCGGGGCUUUAUCGAAGAUAUAUGCAGACGCUGGAGACAUCGUUUUAGUUGAUUCACCCUUAUGUGAUAUAGAUACCUCAGUAGAAGCACCUGAACAUAUUUCAGAAGUGAGUGGGGAAACAUCGCAAGAAAAUGCGAUGAAAGCAAUUGAUGAAGCUGAAACUGAAACUGAAACUGAAAAAGGAAAUAAUGAAAAUGAUGACAACCAAAAAAGAUAUACUAAUACACAAGAAAGUGAAAGGAGUGAUAAUGAAGAAAAGAACUCAGGCACGCCAUACGAGUCUUUGAGCGAAAGAACGGAAACAAGAGUUCGGAUGUUACCAAUAAGAAAACGAAUUGCUCAAAGACUAAAAGAAUCACAGAAUACAUGCGCUUUAUUAACAACAUUCAAUGAAUGUGAUAUGAGCAAAGUUAUAGUGUUAAGAAAUGAGUUAAAAGAUAUCUUUCAAAAAAAAUAUGGGUGUAAAUUAGGAUUUGUAUCUUUAUUUAUGCAUGCAUCAACAUUAGCUUUAAAAAAAAUGCCACAAGUAAAUGCAUAUAUCGACAACGAUGAAAUUGUAUACAGAAAUUAUAUUGACAUUUCUGUAGCAGUAGCCACACCUAAUGGACUAACCGUUCCAAUUAUUCGAGAUUGUCAAAAUAAAAAAUUGUCAGAACUUGAGAUAUCCUUAUCUGAAUUAGCUACGAAGGCAAGAAAUAAUAAAUUGUCAUUAGAUGAUUUCACUGGUGGUACAUUUACCAUAUCGAAUGGAGGUGUUUUUGGUAGCAUGCUAAGUACACCAAUUGUCAACAUGCCUCAAUCAGCUAUACUAGGUAUGCACACAAUAAAAAAUAGAGCAGUAGUUGUCAACAAUGAAAUUGUUAUUAGACCUAUGAUGUAUUUAGCCCUAACUUAUGACCAUAGAUUAUUGGAUGGAAGAGAUGCUGUGCAAUUCUUAUGCGCAAUAAAGGAUUAUAUAGAAAACCCAAAUCUUAUUUUAAUUGAUUAA
Plasmodium gonderi is the source of this 1272-nucleotide messenger RNA. RefSeq names its product dihydrolipoyllysine-residue succinyltransferase component of 2-oxoglutarate dehydrogenase complex. The record is from RefSeq and is a predicted model, not a curated record. The transcript has 3 exons. NCBI's taxonomy places the organism in Eukaryota, Apicomplexa, Aconoidasida, Haemosporida, Plasmodiidae. Gene Ontology annotation, cellular component: oxoglutarate dehydrogenase complex. The coding region runs from base 1 to 1272 and encodes 423 amino acids. Gene Ontology annotation, molecular function: dihydrolipoyllysine-residue succinyltransferase activity. Gene Ontology annotation, biological process: tricarboxylic acid cycle.